GAAACAUGGCUGGGUCUUCUGCGCUAUGGCCAAGUCAGCCAGGCUAUACAUAGGAUAUAUGUAUUGUAUAGGAUAUAUAUAGGAUAUAUUUAUAGGAUAUGUGGCUGUGUGCUUUUUAAAAAUCAGAUGAAUGUGUGAUGAGACGCAUAAGGUGUACCGACAGAAGCUGGAUGAGCUCACGAGUCUCCAGGCGAUAUGCAGCAGUGCCAUUAGCAAGCAGAGGAAAGGCCUUAAGGACCUCAAGCACAGUUUGCACAAAUGCGCUUUGACAUCCGAUGAGAAACAAUCUGAACAACUAAAGGACAUAGAAGGCCAAAUCAAAGAGAAACAACAUGUCUUCUUUGAUAUGGAAGCAUAUUUGCCAAAGAAGAAUGGAUUGUACUUAAAUUUGGUCUUGGGAAAUGUGAAUGUAACUCUUCUCAGCAAUCAGGCUAAGUUUGCCUAUAAAGAUGAAUAUGAGAAGUUCAAACUUUACCUGACAAUUAUUCUGAUGUUUGGUGCCAUGGCCUGUCUCUUCUUUUUCAACUACCGUGUCACAGAUGAAAUCUUCAAUUUUUUACUCGUUUGGUACUAUUGCACACUGACGAUAAGGGAGAGUAUUCUGAUCAGUAAUGGGUCACGAAUCAAAGGAUGGUGGGUUUUACAUCAUUAUGUCUCUACCUUCCUGUCGGGGGUCAUGUUGACCUGGCCAGAGGGAUCAAUGUAUCAGAUGUUCAGAAGUCAGUUCCUGGCUUUCUCCAUCUAUCAGAGUUUUUUACAGUUUCUUCAGUACUACUACCAGAGUGGCUGUCUGUAUCGGCUGCGGGCUUUAGGGGAGAGAAACCAGCUGGACCUGACCGUCGAGGGCUUCCAGUCGUGGAUGUGGAGAGGGCUCACCUUCCUGCUCCCCUUCCUCUUCUUUGGCCAUUUCUGGCAGUUGUACAACGCAAUUACCCUAUUUACCCUGGCCAGCCAUGAGGACUGCAAGGAGUGGCAGGUGUUCAUGCUAGGGCUGACAUUCCUGGUGCUGUUCCUGGGGAACUUUCUCACAACGCUCAAAGUGGUCCAUCAGAAGAUCCAGAAAAACAAAGAGAAACCGCAGAAGACCGAAUGAGCCGGAUCAGGACGUUUGAGGGG
This is a messenger RNA of Sardina pilchardus (European sardine), 1116 nucleotides long. It is a transcript of the gene tmem120b, whose product is annotated as transmembrane protein 120B. Gene Ontology annotation, cellular component: membrane. The record is from RefSeq and is a predicted model, not a curated record. The coding region runs from base 131 to 1093 and encodes 320 amino acids. The transcript is spliced from 12 exons. Gene Ontology annotation, biological process: fat cell differentiation. NCBI's taxonomy places the organism in Eukaryota, Metazoa, Chordata, Actinopteri, Clupeiformes, Clupeidae.